Molecule: messenger RNA, 474 nt
Organism: Colletotrichum lupini
Lineage: Eukaryota; Fungi; Ascomycota; Sordariomycetes; Glomerellales; Glomerellaceae
Exons: 7
Coding region: 1-474 (157 amino acids)
Source: RefSeq, a predicted model, not a curated record
AUGCGAGACCAAGCAGACGUCCGCGCCCCGACUCCAAGCCACUUGACCUGGCAUCCCAUAUUGUCCAAUCAAGGAGCCCAAAGGAUGAUUUCUCUUGAUGCUACUGAGAAGGAAGCUACCACGCUGGCAAUCAUUGAGUCUUCCAUUCGAGAUACCCAGGCGUAUCGACGACAGUACGGAGUAGCAUUGGUUUACACCAGCAUCUUAGCAACUUGGGUAGGAAAUGACGGCACUAUACCAAGUGCCUACUUGUUUGGUCGAGACAGCAAGACCCAGCCCCGGGGCCCCUUGGCUAGACCCAGGAAAUCGGGGGUGGGGACGAGCGGGGGUGUCACAUUCCAACGCCAGUCUCAGCCAUUGAGGGUGGACGGAUUGAGUGCCAUCACCGCACCGCUGCACCGCACCCGCCAUACAUCAAACAGACACGUUUGCCGCGAUAUAAUCAUCGUACCGCCUGAUAGUACACACGAAUAG